Messenger RNA from Macaca mulatta (Rhesus monkey), 735 nucleotides. NCBI's taxonomy places the organism in Eukaryota, Metazoa, Chordata, Mammalia, Primates, Cercopithecidae. The record is from RefSeq and is a predicted model, not a curated record.
AUGGGCUUCGUAGCCAUGGAAACGGCUAACAGCAGAAGGACGCGGGUGCGCAUGCGCAGGUUGCCCCAAGCGGUCCCGGGACGCAGAGCCGGGAGAUCGGUCUCCGGGAGCCGCUGCGGGCCUUCAUGCGGCCUGUCCUAUUUCUUGCCAGCAUCGUUGUUUGCCUGCCACGUUUCCAUCAGGAAACCUGUGGAGAGAAAGAGUCAGCCAGCCAGCUUGUCAAUUUCCUUUAAGAAAUUUGGCCUAAAUCGGAAUUUCCCAAACUUAAGGCUGGGCCAUCAGGAACUUGUGCGUCUGUCUCAGGGAGACCUGGCCUUCAGAGAUGACAGCAUUCGGCCCCAGGAGGAGCCUGCAAUCUGUCCUCCGUCUUCCCAGCUUGUGCCCCCCAUAGGGAUACAGGACAGUAAGGAGCUAAACAGAACCUGCUGCCUGAAUGGGGGAACCUGCAUGUUGGGGUCCUUUUGUGCCUGCCCCCACUCCUUCUAUGGAUGGAACUGUGAGCACGACAUAUGCAAAGAGAACUGUGGGUCUGUGCCCCAUGACACCCGGCUGUCCAAGAAGUGUUCCAUGUGUAAAUGCUGGCACAGCCAGCUCCGCUGCUUUCUUCAGGCAUUUCUACCUGGCUGUGCUGGCCUUGUGAUGGAUGAGCAUCUCAUGGCUUCCAGGGCUCCAAAACUACCACCGUCUGCAUGUACCACUUUUAUGCUAGCUGGCAUCUGCCUUUCUUUUUUCUUU